Pichia kudriavzevii is the source of this 2268-nucleotide messenger RNA. RefSeq lists its product as uncharacterized. The record is from RefSeq and is a predicted model, not a curated record. The transcript has a single exon. Gene Ontology annotation, cellular component: membrane. Gene Ontology annotation, molecular function: dolichyl-diphosphooligosaccharide-protein glycotransferase activity. The coding region runs from base 1 to 2268 and encodes 755 amino acids. Gene Ontology annotation, biological process: post-translational protein modification. Lineage: Eukaryota; Fungi; Ascomycota; Pichiomycetes; Pichiales; Pichiaceae.
AUGCUCGUGAGUAUAGACAAAGACGGGAAUGUGCAGAUGGAUGCCAAUGUUCUUGCGAUUUUGAGGCUGCUUGUGCAGACAGCCAUUUUCGUAUGUAUUGCAGCAGCUGCUAUUGGUUCCAGAUUGUUUUCUGUCAUCAGAUUCGAGUCCAUUAUCCACGAAUUUGACCCAUGGUUUAACUUUAGAGCAACUAAAUAUCUUGUUUCCCAUUCUUUCUAUCAGUUUUUGAAUUGGUUUGAUGAUAAAACUUGGUAUCCACUAGGUAGAGUCACUGGUGGUACUUUAUACCCCGGUUUAAUGGUCACUUCUUCCGUUAUCCAUAAUCUGCUACAUAAAAUUGGUCUUCCAGUCGAUAUUAGAAAUGUUUGUGUUAUGUUAGCCCCUGUUUUCUCGUCAUUGACAGCUUUGGCUACUUACUUGUUUACUUAUGAAAUUACGACAACUUUACCUUCGUUUAAAUACAACAAGAAAACAACGGCAUUGUUAAGUGCCGCUUUCAUGUCAAUUGUUCCUGGUUAUAUAUCAAGGUCUGUUGCAGGCUCCUAUGACAAUGAAGCAAUUUCCAUCACACUUUUGAUGAUAACCUUUUAUUUCUGGAUUAAGGCAGUCAAGUAUGGCUCUGUUUUGUAUGCUUCCAUUACCGCCGUCUUCUAUUUUUAUAUGGUCUCCGCCUGGGGUGGUUAUGUUUUCAUUACAAACAUGAUUCCUUUGCAUAUUUUCACGUUGAUUUUAAUGGGAAGAUUCGACUAUAAGCUAUACACCUCCUAUUGUACCUGGUAUGCCCUAGGUACUUUAAUGUCGAUGCAGAUUCCUUUUGUUGGAUUUUUGCCAAUCAAAUCAAAUGAUCACAUGGCUGCCUUUGGGGUUUUCGGGCUUUUGCAAUUGGUUGUUGUUACCAUUUAUUUUAAGAAUGUCUUGUCGCCAACUACAUUUUACCGUUUAAUGAUUAUUUUUGGUGCUAUGACAUUUUCGUUGGGAAUUUUUGGGUUGAUCUUAGCUACAAAAUUGGGAUGGAUUGCUCCAUGGACCGGUAGAUUCUACUCUCUAUGGGAUACGAACUACGCGAAGAUUCAUAUACCAAUUAUUGCUUCGGUUUCGGAGCAUCAACCAACUCCAUGGUCGUCAUUCUAUUUUGACAUGAAUUUCCUUAUAUGGUUAUUCCCAAUUGGCGUUUAUUUAUGUUUCCAAGAUCUAUCUAAUGAGUCAGUUUUUAUUAUCAUUUAUUCCGUGUUUGGCUCGUACUUUGCAGGUGUCAUGAUUCGGUUGAUGCUAACAUUGGCACCAAUUGUUUGUGUUUGUGCCUCUCUAACUCUGGGUAGAUUGAUUGAUAUUUACUUUGACUUUAGAGAUUUCCUUGCCGACUUAUCAGCUAAGGAUGAAGUGAAAAGCAACAAGGAGACAAACAGUACAAAUAGCUUAAGUACGUUACUAUCGAGAUUGGUGGUCAUUUCUACAUUGGUCUUUUACUUAUUCUUCUAUGUUCAACACUGUAUUUGGGUCAAUUCAAAUGCAUACUCUUCGCCGUCUGUUGUUUUGGCUACAAAGAAUAGAGAUGGUAGCCCUGCAAUUAUAGACGAUUUCAGAGAGGCUUAUUAUUGGUUAAGGAUGAACAGUGAGGAAGAUUCUAAGGUUAUGGCAUGGUGGGACUACGGCUACCAAAUUGGUGGCAUGGCGGACAGAACAACUUUCGUUGAUAACAAUACCUGGAACAACACGCAUAUUGCAACAGUGGGUAAGGCCAUGGCUGUCAAUGAGGAAAAAUCGGAAGUGAUUAUGAGGAAGUUAGGUGUUGACUAUGUCCUAGUUAUUUUUGGUGGGUUGUUAGGGUACAGUGGUGACGAUUUGAACAAGUUCUUAUGGAUGAUCAGGAUUAGUGAGGGUAUUUGGCCGGAGGAUGUCAAUGAAAGAUCAUACUUUACAGAUAGGGGGGAGUAUAGAGUCGAUGAACUGGCAUCCCAAACAAUGAAGGAUUCGCUGAUGUAUAAGAUGUCAUUUCAUGGAUUCUCAGACGCCUUUAAUGGACGGGAUGCUGUUGACAGGGUGAGACAACAAAGACUGAGUGCAAACUACGCCAAAGAUAUCCAUCUUGAUGUUCUCGAGGAGGUAUUUACAAGUGAAAACUGGUUAGUUAGAAUUUACAAACUCAAGGAUGAGGACAACUUUGGUCGUAGUUUGAUUGAAGUUGGAGAUGCGGAACGCGCAGGGCUCACACGUAGACAAAGGCGUGUUGCUGCGAAGAAGAGACCAGCAGUUGAUCUGCGUGUUUAA